Molecule: messenger RNA, 798 nt
Organism: Morchella importuna
Lineage: Eukaryota; Fungi; Ascomycota; Pezizomycetes; Pezizales; Morchellaceae
Exons: 2
Coding region: 1-798 (265 amino acids)
Biological process (GO): carbohydrate catabolic process
Cellular component (GO): extracellular region
Molecular function (GO): cutinase activity
Source: RefSeq, a predicted model, not a curated record
AUGGUCUUCAUCCCACUCACCGCCCUCCUCUCCUCUCUCCUCCUCUCCUCCUUCGCCCACGCCGCCCCACAAGGCCUCGACACCGGCGCCGGUACCCCCGCCACGGACCCUCCCGCCGGCGUCGACAUCUCCGAGAUCCCCCCAGCCCCCGUCGGCUCCACGCCCGUCUCCGCCAUCGAAGACGCCUUCAAGUCCCUCCGCGCCGCCAAGCACGCCGAUACCUUCAGCACUCUCGCUGCCGUCAAGACCACGCGAAACGAGCUCCUUGAGAAGAAGACCUGCGCACCCGUCAUCGUCAUCUUCGCCCGUGGCACGACCGAGCCGGGCAAUGUUGGUGAUGACGUCGGCCCGUACUUCUUUGACGCACUGGCGGCACUGAAGCCUGGAAAGGUCGCGGUGCAGGGCGUGAAUAACUAUCCGGCGGAUGUGUGGGGGUAUCUAGGUGGUGGGUCAGACACGGGGGCGGCCGACAUGGCGGCGUCGGUUGCGAAGGCGGCGACGCAGUGCCCGGGGUCGAAGAUUGUACUUUCGGGAUUCAGUCAAGGAGCACAGGUUGUGCAUAAGGCUGCGAAGCGUAUACCGUCUGCGCUGUAUGCAAAUGUGGGUGCCAUUGUGCUCUUUGGUGACCCAAACAACGGCGAUUCGUUCCCAGGUAGCUUGAACGCAAAUGUGAAGACUUUCUGCCACUUUGGGGACUUGAUCUGUCUUGGGUGGCCCGUACCUCUCCCACCGCAUCUGAAUUAUGAGGAUGAUGCGGGUGCAGCGGCGCAGUUUGUGGUUGGGCGUAUUGCGGUUUAG